Molecule: messenger RNA, 3268 nt
Organism: Solea senegalensis (Senegalese sole)
Lineage: Eukaryota; Metazoa; Chordata; Actinopteri; Pleuronectiformes; Soleidae
Gene: gk
Product: glycerol kinase
Exons: 21
Coding region: 120-1823 (567 amino acids)
Biological process (GO): glycerol-3-phosphate biosynthetic process; glycerol metabolic process; triglyceride metabolic process
Cellular component (GO): mitochondrion
Molecular function (GO): glycerol kinase activity
Source: RefSeq, a predicted model, not a curated record
GAAGAAGAACGCAAUUGACACUGACCCCAUUGACUGAGGUUGAGUCCGACGGUUUGAGCUGCCGGUUCUCGGUUUUCUCUGCAGCCCGGUGCUGGCUGAAGCUGCGGCUCUGACUGCACAUGAACGGCACCAUGGCUGCUCUCUCACACCGGGUAAAGCUGGGACCGCUGGUGGCUGCCAUUGACCAGGGAACGAGCUCCACGCGUUUUCUGGUGUUUAACUCAAAAACAGCAGAGCUCCUCAGUCAUCACCAGGUGGAAAUCAAACAGAGCUUCCCCAAAGAAGGAUGGGUGGAGGAAGACCCCAAAGAAAUCCUGCAGUCGGUGUACGAGUGCAUGGAGCGUACGUGUGAGAAACUAACCCAGCUCAACAUAGACAUCUCAAACAUCAAAGCUAUCGGAGUGACCAACCAAAGAGAGACCACACUUGUUUGGGACAAAGAGACCGGGGAGCCCCUCUACAAUGCAAUUGUGUGGCUGGACCUGCGGACUCAAUCAACAGUCGAGCGCCUCAUCAACAAAACGCCUGGAAGGAAUAAGAACCAUUUGAAGCAUAAAACCGGGCUCCCCAUCAGCACUUACUUCAGCGCAGUGAAACUCCGCUGGCUGAUGGACAACGUGGACAAGGUCCACGAAGCCAUCGUGUCUCACCGCGCCAUGUUCGGCACCAUCGACUCCUGGCUCAUCUGGUGUCUGACAGGUGGGAAGUCUGGAGGAGUCCACUGCACGGAUGUGACCAAUGCUAGCAGAACCAUGUUGUUUAACAUACACACUAUGGACUGGGACCCAGAACUUUGCGACUAUUUUGGUAUUCCCAUGGAGAUUUUGCCCAGAGUCAGGAGUUCUUCAGAAAUAUACGGCCUCAUGAAAAUAUGUUCUAGCCGGAAAUCCGGAGCUCUGUCAGGUAUUCCCAUUUCAGGAUGUCUCGGGGAUCAGUCGGCAGCGCUCGUCGGACAGAUGUGUUUUCAGGACGGUCAAGCCAAAAACACGUACGGUACUGGCUGCUUCCUCCUGCUAAACACCGGAGCAAAGCCUGUAAUGUCUGACCACGGCCUCCUGACCACUGUGGCGUACAAACUCGGUCGAGACAAACCCGCGGUCUAUGCUCUAGAGGGUUCUGUGGCCAUUGCUGGAGCUGUGGUUCGUUGGCUGCAGGACAAUCUCGGAAUCAUCGGAUCUUCCGAAGAGCUUGAAAAGUUGGCUGCAUCAGUCGGUACUUCCUAUGGCUGCUACUUUGUUCCAGCAUUUUCUGGCCUUUAUGCUCCAUACUGGGAGCCCAGUGCACGAGGGAUCAUAUGCGGUUUAACUCAGUUUACGAAUAAGAGUCAUGUCGCGUUUGCCGCACUGGAAGCCGUCUGUUUUCAGACACGUGAGAUACUGGACGCCAUGAAUCAGGACAGCGGCAUUCCUUUAAGUCAGCUCCAGGUGGACGGAGGGAUGACGUCCAACAGGCUGCUGAUGCAGCUGCAGGCCGACAUCCUCUGCAUCCCCGUCGUGAAGCCGUCCAUGCCAGAGACCACGGCGCUCGGCGCGGCGAUGGCGGCCGGAGCAGCGGAGGGCGUCAGUGUGUGGAGCCUGAGCCCAGAUGACCUGAGUGAAGUCACGUCAGAGAAGUUCGAGCCUCAGAUCAACCCCGAAGAGAGUGAGCUGAGGUACGCACGGUGGAAGAAGGCGGUGCAGAAAUCCAUGAACUGGGAGACGACGGAGCCUGUUUCUAAUGGAAACGGUGAAACGAGCAUCUUCAGCAGUGUCCCGCUGGGCUUUUACAUCAUUGGCAGCAUGUUCAUGUUGAUUGGUGCCAAAUACAUCGCAGGUUCCAACUAGGGUCGGUUUUGUGGAGACGUUAAAGCAACGAGGAAAAGUGGAAACAAACUGCGCCGUUACUUCCAUCAGGCAUUCCAGACGAUUGACGCUCUCGCGGAAUCUUACUGCCGCCGACAACACCCGGACACAUUUGUCACCACUGAAACUUUUCUUUAUUUUUCUCAUUUAUGUUUUUUUGGCAACAUUACAUAUUAUGCGACUUUUUGCAGGAGUGUGCAUGCAGUAUUUUCUAUUUUCUUUUUUUAAACGUUGACUGGUAUAUGUAGCCUGAGUUAUUUAAGCAAAAAACCCACCGAUUAGAUUCUUGUGUCUUUCCACAGGUGCAUUAAAGCUCUAGUGCGUAACUUCUCUCGCCUUUUAAGGAAAAUCCUGUCAAACUGCUGAAUGUCCAGCUUUUAGCAGUGUAAUCCACUUCAGUUUUACAGUCACACACCAACCAGGUUACACCAUGUCAAUCAUGACAUUUACCCACGGCAACACUAAGAAAUAUAGAGAUUUAUGUGGCGCUUAUUUUGUAUUAUGUAACGUAGCAUGCAUGUAUUUGUUUAUAUUUAAAACUUACGCACUACAGCUUUAAUUGUCUACUCAUAGGAGAUUCUUCUUGCGAUGCUUUAAAGCUUCAUGAGCUACAGAGGGAUUUUUGUUCUGUCUUGUGAGAAAUGUUGUAUUAUUUUGUGGGAGACUUUGGGAUUAAUGCACAAAGUGUAAAAAAAAAGAAAGAAGGGAAACAAAGUUUUGUUCUUUUAAUAUUAUUUAAUGUUCAUAUAAAGUAAAUUAUAAAUUUACAGUAUGUAUCAUGGAAUGGACCGUAUGAAGGACAAUGAGAAGUGUUUACACUAUGUGUGAAGUCCAAAAAAGAAACCCUUCCUUACGUUAAUGAUUAAUUUAUUUUGGAGACAAAACGUCUUGAGCGUUUACAAACCAGGAAGCUUAAAUAUUACAACGAUUAUAAUUUAAAAACAAAAAUGACAGCCUUUUUAAUUUUUUUGCUGCAACACGGUUAAAUUAAAUAUCCAUCAAGCUCAUAAAAAAAAAGGAAAAACAUCUUAAAUGCAAACCUUAAACAUGACCCUUGAUGAUUUUCUGAGGUGUUUAUUUGAAUAGACCAUUAAAACGACACCAUACCAUUAACUAGUUCGCUGUGAUGUACUGUCAAAUUCUGAAGAAUGAGCCUUGAGGAAGUAGAAGUGCAGUGUUUAUUCUGUUGACUAGCAACUGCCAUGUUUGUUCUGCGAGGAUUAAAAGCUCAAAGAAUUGUUUAAUGAUUUCUCUAUGCUUGAAAGCAGCUCAUGAAAUAAAGUGUUCCACUUGUGCGGAUGUAAAAUAAAACAAACAAAUGGUGGCUAAGUUAUGAUUAGGAACGCAUGGCAGUGUUUUAAAAUUGAGGAAACUGUUGUUCGGUUUGUGGAGACGUUGUAUGGAAGAAUAAAUGUCUGUAAAAUAUA